This is a messenger RNA of Tinamus guttatus (white-throated tinamou), 744 nucleotides long. RefSeq names its product F-box protein 2 (gene FBXO2). Gene Ontology annotation, cellular component: SCF ubiquitin ligase complex; cytoplasm. Gene Ontology annotation, biological process: glycoprotein catabolic process; ERAD pathway; SCF-dependent proteasomal ubiquitin-dependent protein catabolic process. The record is from RefSeq and is a predicted model, not a curated record. Lineage: Eukaryota; Metazoa; Chordata; Aves; Tinamiformes; Tinamidae. Gene Ontology annotation, molecular function: protein binding; ubiquitin protein ligase activity.
AUGGAGUCCCUCCCUGAAGCGGUCCUGAUCAGGAUCCUGGCCUCCAUACCUGCCGUGGACUUGGUGCUGGUGUGCCGCCUGGUCUGCUGCCAGUGGAAGAACCUGGUGGAUGGAGCUGCUCUUUGGAUCCUCAAGUGCCAGCAGGAGGGCCUCACUGGAGCAGAAGCAGAGGAGGAUGCAGAGAAUUGGCAAAACUUCUACUUCUUGAGCAAGAAAAAGAGGAAUCUCAUCAAGAACCCGUGCGGCGAAGAAGACUUCCAGGACUGGGGAGAGGUAGAGAAUGGAGGUGAUGGCUGGAAAAUUGAAGAGCUUCCUGGGGACUUUGGAAAAGAAUUUCCUAGUGAAGAAGUCCACAAAUACUUUGUUACGUCCUAUGAUUGGUGUCGGAAGUCUCAGGUCAUUGAUCUUAGGGCUGAGGGCUACUGGGAAGAGCUGAUGGACACAACCCAGCCUAAAAUCGUGGUGAAGGACUGGUACGCAGGGCGCAGCGACGCCGGCUGCCUCUACGAGCUCUGCGCGAAGCUGCUCUCGGAGCACGAGGACGUGGUGGCCGAGUUCAAGAGCGAAACUAUUGCCAUCCCCCAGGACAACGACGCUGCCUGGACGGAGAUCUCCCACACCUUUUCCAACUACGGGCCGGGCGUGCGCUUCGUGCGCUUCGAACACGGCGGCCAGGACACGCUGUUCUGGAAGGGCUGGUACGGCGUCCGCGUUACCAACAGCAGCGUGACACUGGAGCCGUAG